Messenger RNA from Phytomonas sp. EM1, 2331 nucleotides. NCBI's taxonomy places the organism in Eukaryota, Euglenozoa, Kinetoplastea, Trypanosomatida, Trypanosomatidae. The record is from the annotation of a GenBank genome assembly.
AUGCCUGUAGAAGCCUGCAGCGGGCUUUGGCGCUCGGAGGAUAUGGUCGUCCUUUCCCUUCAGAUGCAGCGCGAGGUGGCCCAUGACGCCAUCCUCAAGCUUGGUGAGAUCGGCAUGUUUCAAUUUCACGACCUGAACGAGGGCUUUAGCCCCUUCCAGAGGGACUUUGUGCAGGAGGUGCGCCACUGCGAUGACAUGGAGCGCAAGAUACGCUUUCUCCGGGAUGAGAUUGAUAAGUCUGGCGUGAUGGGCGUUCCUCAGGACGGUGCCAGGGGUGAAACCAUGUUUUCCCUCGAGCAAAAGGUAGAAGAAGUUUAUAAUGAAGUUGUUGAGUUCAAAAAACAGUAUCAGGCCCUCAUUGUAGAGUACAACUACACAAGAGAACACCUCGAAAUCAUCAAUCACGAAUUCAGCAGGGUGACCGGUGAUAGUCUUAAGGUGCUCACUGGUGUUGUACCCAAGGACCGUCUUAGCACUUUCGAACGGAUGAUUCACUGGGUGACUCGUGGAAACUCCAUCUUGUGUACAGAUGACAUCGAGGUUCCUUUUUAUAAUGUGAACGCCAACGAGCCGGUAUACAAAGCCAUAUUUGUUAUUUACUUUUCCGCCGCCCGGCUGCGCGAUAAGUUGGUCAAGUUAUGCGAAGUAAACGGUGCCACGCUUUACCCCCACGCCGAAACAGAAGAGAGGAUGCAGCAGAUGCGGGGCAGCCUGCUGCAGCAGUUCGAGACGGUGACGGCGACGCUGCGGCAGUCCUCGCAGCGGCAGCGGCAGGUCCUCCUGAGCAUCGCGUCGUCCUGCCACGAGUGGCAUCGCACGGUGGUGACCGAGCGGGCGGUGUUUUCGACGAUGAACCUAAUCAAAUUCACCGGAUCGACGGCGGUCGCGCGCGGGUGGGCGCCGGCGCGUGCGCUCGACGACAUCCGCGCCGCCCUCGUUGAGGCGGAUCACCUCAGCGGUGCGCAGGUCGCCACGGUGAUUGAGCGAGUCGCCAGCAAGGAGAAGCCACCGACUUACUUCCGCACGAAUAAGGUUACCGCAUCUUUUCAGAGCAUCGUGGACAGCUACGGCAUCGCGCAGUACAAGGAGGUCAACCCGGGUGUGUUUACCAUCAUCACUUUCCCGUACCUCUUUGGCAUCAUGUUUGGGGAUAUCGGCCAUGGUCUCAUUCUUACCCUCGCAGCCGGAUAUUUGGUGAUCAAGGAGAAGAGUUUUGAGGGGAGGCAACUCAAUGAGAUCUUUGGAAUGAUCUUUGGUGGCCGCUACUUACUGCUGUUCAUGGGACUCUUUGCAGUCUACAUGGGGAUUCUGUACAAUGAGAUGUUUGGGUUUUCAGUAGAGAUUUUCGCCUCCAGCUACCGCUGGCCGGAGCUGCCACCGGAGGGGAAGGGCAACGUGAUCUACCCAUCCUACCCCGACGGCCGUCCGAGUGUAAAACCCGACUCGCCAGUUAUCUUUGGCGUCGACUCCGCCUGGGAGGGAACUGAGAACAAGCUCGAAUUCUACAAUUCUAUUAAGAUGAAGUGCUCUGUGAUCGUUGGUGUGGUUCAAAUGAUCGCGGGUGUCGUGUUAUCCUUGUUUAACUACCGCUACUUCAACAACACUAUCAAGUUGAGGUACCGCUUUAUACCUGAGAUUGUUUUUCUAUCCUGCACAUUCGGCUACAUGUGCUUGCUCAUCAUCAUCAAGUGGUUGACCACAUGGGAAAACACCAACGACGCGCCCUCGCUGCUGGAGACGAUGACAGAUUUCUUCCUAUCCCCCGGCACCGUGCGGCUGCCUUUGUUCACCGGGCAGGCCGUUCUGCAGGUUGUGCUGUUGGUGGUGGCGGCGGUGUGUGUGCCGUGCUUGCUAUGCAUCGAGCCUUACAUGGAAAAGAAGAAGUACAGUGACAAUAUGCGGUAUCGCUCAUUGCACCGUUCCUUCGACGACGAAAUGGAAGAGGUUGAGGAGGAAUUUCAGUUAGGGGAGGUGAUAAUACACCAAAUUAUCCAUACCAUAGAGUACGUUCUAGGGUGCGUCUCCAACACGGCGUCGUACCUGCGCCUGUGGGCACUUUCCCUCGCGCAUUCUCAACUUUCUGAAGUGUUCUGGAACUUUUCUUUCCUUUUGGCCGUCGACUUAGAUGGUGGUUCUGGAGUCGUAAUCUUCUUUGGCUUCGCGGUGUGGAUGGCAGCUACCCUUGGAGUGCUAUUGGGAAUGGAGUCACUGUCUGCUUUCUUACACGCAUUGCGUCUCCACUGGGUGGAGUUCAACAAUAAGUUUUAUGCCGCGGAUGGCUAUCCGUUUGAACCUUUUGAUCUCGCAGAGAUUUUGACGGUUAUUCGUUGA